Acipenser ruthenus (sterlet) is the source of this 4218-nucleotide messenger RNA. Its product is annotated as C-C chemokine receptor type 6-like. NCBI's taxonomy places the organism in Eukaryota, Metazoa, Chordata, Actinopteri, Acipenseriformes, Acipenseridae. Gene Ontology annotation, biological process: immune response; G protein-coupled receptor signaling pathway; chemotaxis. The record is from RefSeq and is a predicted model, not a curated record. Gene Ontology annotation, cellular component: membrane. The transcript has 3 exons. Bases 2496 to 3584 code for a protein of 362 amino acids. Gene Ontology annotation, molecular function: C-C chemokine receptor activity.
GAAAUAGGGGGAAACCUUAGGGAAUCCAUGGCAGAGGGUUACCCUUCCUCCGGGUUCUAAAAUGACAACCUCAAUAGUUCAGAAUAGGGCUCCCGAGUGGCCCAUCCAGUAAAGGCGCUCCUCGCAGGAUGUGCCCUAUAGCCUGGAGAUCGCUGGUUCGAAUCCAGGCUAUGUCACAGCUGACCGUGACCGAGAGUUCCUAGGGGGUGGCGCACAAUUGGCUGAGCGCUGCCCGGGUAGGGAGGGCUUAGGUCGGCAGGGGAAUCCACGGCUCACCGCGCAUCAGCGACCCCUGUGGCCGAUAGGGCGCCUGUGGCUCUGCAGCGGAGCCGCCAGAUCUGUGUUGUCCUCCGGCACUAUAGGUCUGGUAGCAUUGCUGUGGAUCUGCAGUGCGAAAAAUGACGGCUUGGAAGGAGCACGUUUCGGAGGACGCGUGUUUCAGCCUCCGUUUCCUGAGUCGGCGGGGGGGGGUUGCGAGCGGUGAGCCGGGGAUACAGAUAAUAAUUGGGCAUGCUAAAUUGGGGUGAAAAAACCGGGGUAAAAAUAAUUGGCGACGACUAAAUCUUUAAAAAAAAAAAAAAAAAAAAAAAAAAAAAAAAUAGUUCAGAAUUAGCCACAUAGUGUUUUUAUUUUCCAAUAAUAAGUCUGAGACAUUCUUUCGAAUGUAGAGUUCUUAUGCACCGGAAGUCCAUCUUCCCAUAGCCUUGAUUAGGUGUGGAGUGAUGUUCCUGGAAGCAGCAGAAGUUGUGUCGAAAUUCGAUGCAGUUUGUCUUGGGGGAGACCAGUUCAAUCCUGAGGAAUUCCAGGCAGGUGGCACGUAACAUCAUUUUUUUUUUUUUACAUGAGCAACACCAACAUUAUACAUAUAAUAACAGAUCGCAGACAGUGUUAUAACACUGUAUAAUUUAAUCUAUGGGGGUCUGUUUAUAAACAAAAAGAGCAAAGCAUUACUUUGUCUUUUUUUUUUUUACAAUACACAUGUUUUACCUUUAUGAUUCUAUUUCAAAAAGUAAUUUGUAACAAAGAAUAGCAAAAAAUAUUGAUACAUAGAAAAACAUAUGAAAUAUAUAUAUAUAUAAACACUGAAAGCUGACAUACUGCAAAACAGGAACAUACAUUUACUGCUCCAGUAUGUCAACAAAGUUGUGGACAUACGGCUGUUUAGUCUGUUAAGUAUGUCAAUACAUAACUUCCGUUUAACUUUUGUCCUUCAUUCAUAAAUCCAAUAGAGACAAAUUAGGAAGUGACAGGUAUCUGUUCUUUGAAAAUCAAUUCCAAUUCCUAAAUAAUCCCAAUAUAAGAAGGGAAUGAGGUAAGUAUGGUGGUGCUGCGGAUCAAAUUUUGGUUGAAGAAAACAAAACAAUCAGGGGAACCUGUCACAGUAGGCUACUACACCUGCAGUACCACAACUCUGUAAUAAGAACUUCCCUGGGCUCUGUAAAUGCAACAUCCACCAUCAUGUCUCCCCAUUGAGCACGCAGCAAUAUAUCUGAUAAGUUAUCAUGAUUAUCCUGUACAUGAUAACCUCUUCAAUAAAAAAUGGAUCAUCAGCAUCCAGUAUAAACUCAUGUCUAAACAGGUAUACAUAUAGAAAAAGAAAAUCUUACAAAUUGUGAAUAAUUGAUUAAAUAUGUUCAUGUUAGCAGGCAUCAAAGUGUUAAAUGAGGCUUCAGAGGAAAUAUCACAAAAUUAGUAAAAAAAACAAAACAAAACAUAGAAUUGGACAUGAAGGCAAGCAAAAGUGGAACUGAACUAGUAAACAAAGAAGAUUUUUUGGCAACAGUUCAUUUUCACAAAUUACUCCUCCUGCUUUCAAUUGAAGAUGUUCUGACAGGUUAUAAGGUCAUAUUAAAAUAGGUCAGUGGCAGCUGAUGGAAAGUGCACAUUAACUGAGUUUUUUGGGGGGCUGUGUUUUUGUUUGUUUGUUUGUUUGUUUGUUUAAAAAAAUAAAGAAAAAUAAUUCUGUUUGUUAAUUUUUCACUCCCUUAUUUAACUUUCUCUUUACACUACAAUAACACACAAUACAUGUUUUUAGUAUAUAUUUUCAUUUUUUGUUUCAAUUAAUACUUACCAUCUUCCUGUCCAGUAAAUUCUGAAACUUGUUUAAGUCAUUUUUGCAGCUGCAUUUAAAAAAAAACAAAAAAAAAAACCCUGCUAUACUCAGUCCAUACUUAAAAGAAAAAGCAGGAAGUCUCAUAGUAUCAACUCUUACUCUACAGUCACUCCUACUAUCAGCAGAUACUGAGGCUGCAAGGUUUGGAGUGUCAAGCAAGUCAAUCAUUUCAUGAAACAGUUGUGCUUUGUAUACAUACAGACAUAUAUAAUAUAUCACACAUUAAUAUCUCUGGUUGUAAAUAAAGAUAUUGGGAACAAUCACUUCCUGCUACGAAUGUGACACUCAUGCCAGUCAAGAUCUGAGGAAGUGUUUGACACCUGCUGAAAUCAUACAAAACUCACUCCCUACAAGGUGAUUUCAACAGAAGAGUUCCAAUAAGAUGGAAGACAAUGACACUGACUAUGACUAUGACAAUGACAGUUAUAGUUAUGAUCCAGAUGACUACAUAUAUCAAUGUGACAAUAAUGAUAUCAGAACAUUGCGUUCCAAUAUGGUUUAUGUGUAUUCUAUCAUCUGUGUGCUGGGCAUUUUGGGCAAUGUACUGGUUAUUGUCACAUAUGCAUUUUAUAAGAAGCUAAAAUCCAUGACAGACAUCUAUCUUCUAAAUGUGGCCAUAGCAGACAUACUGUUUGUUCUUUCAAUUCCUCUUUUGGUAGUAAACGAACAGUACGAAUGGAUUCUGGGAGAUUUAUCAUGCAAGUUACUGAAAGGCAUCUACAGUGUGAAUUUGUACAGCGGUAUGCUGCUGCUUGCUUGCAUCAGCACAGAUCGUUACAUUGCUAUUGUUCAGGCAAGAAGGUCUUUCAAACUUCGUUCGACAGCUCUGGUCUAUAGCCACGUAAUCUGCCUGGUUGUCUGGCUUGUUGCAAUUGGCAUGUCCCUUCCCACUUUCAUAGUCUAUAAAACGUUUGAAUACCAAAACAUUACUGUCUGUGAAACUAGUUUGCCCGAUCAUCAGACUGCUGUUAUGUUAAAAACAUUGAUGCCAAGCGCACAGCUCAGCAUUGGAUUCUUCCUUCCUUUGCUGAUUAUGAUCUUCACUUACUCAAGCAUCACUUAUACCCUCAUGCAAGCUAAAAACUUCCAGAGACACAAGGCUGUACGUGUUGUCAUGGCAGUGGUAGUGGUUUUCAUUGUGUGUCAUCUGCCUUAUAACAUCAUUCUCUUGCUGGACACUCUAAAUAAGUUCAGGACAGACCUAGAUUGCAAUGUGGAAAAAAUGAAAACCAAGGCCCUUAUUUUUACAGAAUGCUUGGCUUAUUUACACUGUUGUCUAAACCCUAUUCUGUAUGCAUUCAUUGGAGUGAAAUUUAGAAAUCAUUUCCUUAAGAUCUUCCAGGACUUGUGGUGCCUGAGUAAGAAAUACAUAUCUGUUAGACGUACUUCCAGGUUCACAUCUGAGGGCUUUACCUCAAGGAAAACCAGUGAGGUGUUUGAGACUGAUAAUCCAUCAUCCUUCACAAUGUAGUGUGAUAUGUUAUGAGCAGUGGACUGUGUUUUCUGGCAGUGAUGACCACAAAUAAUUUUCUAAACCUACACACAAAUCUACCCUGAAUUAGAUGUUGAGCUGAGCUGUUGAGUAGUUCACAGACCUACUAAAGAUAUUCAUGCAGCUUGAAUUGUACAAAAAGUGAAAUGCAUUGUAAAUAGGGGUAAACAGAUAUUUCAAGUCAUUGAUUUUUCUCAUUUGCAGAGGUCUUGAGAAUAAAUGUUCUAAGUCAAAAUAUACAACAUAUUGUGAAUGAUAUUUUGUAAAUAGUGUUGUUUUAUGAGGGGACAUAAGGAUGAUGAUGUUCAUAGGACCAAUCUACCUUAUGUUGAAUACUCCCAACUGAAAUACAAAUAUCAAAACAAUGUGCUACUGUAAUUGACAUUUGACAGGAGAUGCCAGGGGUCAAAAUGUAAGACUAAACUGUAAUGCUGAAUGUUCUGGAAUGUUUUUUUUUCUUCUUAAUUUUGUUAGUUUGAUACAUUUUUGUAAAGUAACUGAUGUGAAUUGACUAAACUAUAUCAAGAUCUAAAUGUAUUUCCCAGUUUUUCUCCAACUGUAUAAUCUCUACAGUUUAUGUGUAUUACCACAAUAAAAUGAUAAGAGCUAUUAA